Molecule: messenger RNA, 1743 nt
Organism: Exophiala oligosperma
Lineage: Eukaryota; Fungi; Ascomycota; Eurotiomycetes; Chaetothyriales; Herpotrichiellaceae
Exons: 1
Coding region: 153-1529 (458 amino acids)
Source: RefSeq, a predicted model, not a curated record
UGUAAUUGCUUGUUCACAUCCCUGCUGCAAAUCUUCUGAUGCGACACAUGCUUCAUAUCAUGUCAUCGGUGACAUCCGUGAGGAUUCAUCUCUUCUUCCAUCAUUGCUGAAGAAUAGUGCGCCUCAGAUGCGUGGAGGUGACCGUUGACACCAUGCCUAAACCAACUAUCCUCAUUGUUGGCACUACUGACACCAAGCUCGAUGAGAUCCUCUACCUUCGCCAACAGAUUCUGGCCCAAGAUGCCUGCCAAACCAAGAUCUUCGAUGUAAGUGUUACACCUGGCAAGUCACCGGCCUGGGAAGAAAUUCCUCAAGACGAAAUCAUUUCGCCACUACACGAGCAGAGCACGGCUCUCAAAAAUCUCUCGCGCGGAGGGUAUGUGGACAAGACUAUCGAACUAUGUGUGCCCCUAGUCAAAGACCUUGUCGACAAGGCCAAAAUCUUCGGCAUAGUCUCAGCAGCCGGCAGCAGUGGCUCUUCGAUCGCAACAGCAUUCAUGCGCGAAGCUUGCCCCGUCGGGUUUCCCAAACUCAUGGUUUCGACCAUGGCAAGCGGAGACGUCAAACAUUACGUCGAAGAAACAGACAUUACAAUGAUGUACAGCGUUGUCGAUAUCGCUGGCGUUAACACGAUACUCAAGCGCAUCUUGUCUAAUGCUGCGUCCGCAAUCUCCGCAAUGGCAGUAUCGUAUGCAAAAUCUAUGAUUGACGCUUCUGCGGCAGACACAGCGGGCAAGCGCAUCGCUAUCACGAUGUUCGGCAAUACCACUCCUUGCGUGGACCAGAUCAGGCGCAUUCUGACAUCAACACCACACGAUGUAUCCGAAUACGAGAUCUAUGUUUUCCAUGCCACUGGGUCUGGCGGGCGAGCAAUGGAGAGACUUAUCAGAGAAGGGCAAAUUGACGCGGUUAUAGAUCUGACUACGACUGAAAUUCCAGAUGAACUCUUUGGUGGUGUGCUUACGGCUGGCCCGAAUCGUCUGGAAGCUGCAGCGCAAAAGGGUAUCCCGAUGGUGGUCUCCGUUGGCGCUUGCGACAUGGUCAAUUUUGGCCCUAAAGAGAGCGUACCCGAGAAGUACAAGGAUCGUCAUCUAGUCGUUCACAAUCCCGCUGUCACCCUGAUGCGCACGACAAAGGAUGAAAAUAAACAGGUUGGAGAUUGGAUCGCGUCAAAGUUGACGACUCAUGCCACAAACCCAGCCUCAAUCAGAAUGCUCCUGCCGGAAGGAGGAAUCAGCAUGAUCGAUGCACCUAAUCAGCCUUUCCAUGAUCCCGACGCUGACAAAGCACUAUUUGACAGUAUCGAGGAGGGGCUCGAAGGUUCUCAGAUUGAAAUCGAAAGACAUCCACUGCACAUCAACGAUGAGAUCUUUGCCGGGCAUGUAGCUUCAGCCAUUCUGGAGGUGAUGGGAAUCACACCGAGAAAGUAUCGGUUGGCAAAUGCGAGAAGGCGGAAGUGGUCCUUCGACCAUGGGUCGACGGUCAUGAUGGCAAGGAGACUCAGCCAGAUUGAGGUUCCCGAUGCGUAACUCAAUAAUUUGGGAGGCGCGCUAGGAUGGAAGGGCUUCUCUUGAAUGAUGAAAAUGAUUGCGGGAGGAUUGUUCGGCUAUGGGGUGUCUGUGUCUGCGCUUCACCUUUUAUGUAUACCAAUCCACGUCAUCGGUCUUCUCAGAAUUAGGAUGUUCGAUCGCCUUAAGAGGCUUUGCCUGAGUCACUAUUAUCAACCUGCAAUUUGAGCUUUUU